UAAUGUUUAGAUUCCAUCGUAUACCCAAAUAUUUCCUUUCUCUUCACGAGUAUUAAACAGCAGAGUUUUUCAAGUCUUUUUCACUCCCAAUUCCACCUGGAAGAAUUUGUAAGACCCCAGACGAAGCCUAUAAGUCAGCUUAAAAAAUCAUUUAAGAGGGAUCAGAUCGAAAUUCAUUCACAGAUGUUGUUGUAAAGGCUUAAUGUCAUACUGGUGGAAGAGGAAAAGGAUAUUUUAAAGAAAAUGGAUUUAAUAGUGUACCAGUGAAUAUCUAUUUAGGGAAUACACAUCGCCUCUACUCCAGAAGAUGUAAGAGAAUACGCUAGUAAAAUGUUGGGAAACACAUUAAUAACCAAACAAACUGGAAGUUUAGGAAAGAAGUGUGAAAUGGUUUAUGUGGUAGAAAGAAACUUUUUAAGGAAGGAAUUGUAUUUAUCAAUUCUUUUGGACAGAAAUACAGGAGGACUAGGAAUUGUAGCUUCUGAAAAGGGAGGUAUACACAUUGAAGAGAGUGAUCCUAAUUAUAUUAAGAAAUUCUCAAUUGAGAUGCCUAGCAAUGUGGAUGAUAUUGAUUAUACGAUUUAUGAAAAGGUUUCAAAAGUAUAUAAAUUGAAUCCAAUAUAGCAUAAUUAGAUGAAAGAUGUAAUUACAUGUUUAAUCAUAUUUAGAUUUUGAAAAAGAUGUUUGAUAUCUUUUUAUAAACUGAUGCAACAUUGUUAGAAAUUAAUCCACUUGGAAUUGACUUGUAAGGUAAUUUGAUUAUUUGUGAUCAAAAACUUAACAUUGAUGAUAAUUCUCAAUUUAGACAACAUGCUAUCUUUCAUAUGGAAGAUGUAAGGUAAAAAGAUUGGAAAGAAGUUGAAGCAUAGAAACAUGGAUUAAAUUAUAUUGCUUUGGAUGGAAAUAUAGGUUGUAUGGUAAAUGGGGCAGGAUUAGCUAUGGCUACAAUGGAUUUAAUCAAAUAAUAUGAUGGAUCACCUGCAAACUUCUUGGAUGUUGGUGGGAAAGCUACUGAUUAAGAAAUUGUUUCUGCACUCAAAAUUAUGGAUAAAGAUCCUAAUGUUGAAGCCAUUCUUGUCAAUAUAUUUGCUGGUAUAGCUAGGUAAUGAUAUAUAAUCAUUAUUUUUAAGAUGUGAUUAAAUUGUUUUAGGACUAUUGAAAGGUUUGACAAUUUUGGGAAUGAAGAAGCCUAUGGUGUUAAGAAUGAAGGGAACAAAAAUAGAAGAGGCUAAGAAAUUAAUUGAUGAGUCAGGAUUCAAUAUGAUGUUUACUGAAGAUUUAGAUGAGGCAGCUAAGAAAGCCGUUAGAAUGGCAGCAAUUUUAAGAUUAGCUAAAGAAGCAAAUAUAAAUGUAAAUUUAACAAGUUGAU
Molecule: messenger RNA, 1369 nt
Organism: Paramecium pentaurelia
Lineage: Eukaryota; Ciliophora; Oligohymenophorea; Peniculida; Parameciidae
Source: the annotation of a GenBank genome assembly